Copidosoma floridanum is the source of this 575-nucleotide messenger RNA. RefSeq lists its product as uncharacterized. Lineage: Eukaryota; Metazoa; Arthropoda; Insecta; Hymenoptera; Encyrtidae. The record is from RefSeq and is a predicted model, not a curated record.
UUACGAGAGAUCGGACACGGAGGCUUUAGUGGACUUGACUCUGUGCUUGUGAAUUCAUCUUCCUGUAGUCAAAAAAGUAUGGACAUCCCAGUGCGUGAGUUCGACGACGAAACGAAAAAGAAGCUCGCAGAGGCUCCGACGAACAAAGUCCGAUGUGACAUCAUCCGCGACUUCUACAGGCGAGUUCAAAACGAACAAAAGUGCUUUUUAUUGGGUGUGUACACGAGGUGGUACGUAACUCAGCUCCUCAGGGCUUACAAGGCACCAGUCCGAGAGAUGGAUCUGCCCACACUCACCUGGUCGAACCACGCACCGACAGACUUAUCGGGACCCCCGAGGAGAAGAUACAACGUAGGGACUAGUCUCAAACUUGUUUACAUGAAGAAAUUCAGGAAGCUUUAGAAUCCAAGUCAAAGCACCGAAAAUCCCUGAAUUUUUAGCCGCACUUGUUGAAUUUUGUGUAAAGUCUUCUUGUGAAGUCCACGAAUCAGCGAAAUUUUGACAUUGUACCAGUUACUGCACCACCAAUGAAUGCGUGGGUAUUUCCCAUAAUGUUUUCAUGCUAAGGUCCCGAU